Auanema sp. JU1783 is the source of this 1104-nucleotide messenger RNA. The record is from the annotation of a GenBank genome assembly. Lineage: Eukaryota; Metazoa; Nematoda; Chromadorea; Rhabditida; Rhabditidae.
UUGCUGGUGCAAAGAAGUCAAGUCGAUAGAAUCGUAGAACGUAUUGUGUCAUUAUUCGAACCAGGAUGUAUUAGGGAAAGCUAUGAUGAGCUGUUGGACUUUGGUACUUCUAUGAAAGGUAUCCAACCCGAAAGCAUAAGAGAUCAGAACAAUUUCUUGUUCCGUUACCUAAUAGGUUGGAUGGGAUUGUUCUUUCAUUUUUCUACAGAAGCAGCGGAGUUGAGAUACCUGGAUCCGAAUUCUGUGAAAGUGCACAAUCCGUUGAUGGAGAAAGAGGAAACUUCCAAUUACCUGUCAAGGUUGGUGUAUAAUCCUACUUUUGGAGAAAUCGAAAAAUAUGAGCGUUUUGGAUUAUUGAAGAUGAUCUACGGAGGUGAUACGAAAAGAAUUGCUAAGAGCUGCGUUGGUUCGAAAGUUUUCAAAGAACUAGAUGACGAAACAAAGCAGACGUUACGGAAUGCAGUCGCAAAACGAAAAAUCACAAAUGAACUCCCUCGGUCUUCACGGCAGAUUGGGGGUCUCUCAAAGGUUUUUUCUUCAAUCGUCAUAGAAGGGAUCAGUAGGGAUUUAUUCCCAGAGGAGAAUAUUGAAAGCUGCAGGAAGAAUAUACGGAGUUGCCUUCAAUAUCUUAACUUUUACAAGCCAAAGAAAGACACUCAUAUAUUUGAAACGUUGGAUCCUUGCUGUGAUCCUGUGCCAGUACCGUUCAUUGAACGCUUGAAUGAACUAGGAUUGAGUAUGGAUUUUCAGAGAGCUGUCUUCUACAACUCGAUGUAUUUCUUCAAAAUAUUUUCAUUACAGGUUAUCAGGGUUUAUAGGAACUUAAUCGAGGAAGAACGUUGUACACAUAAUGAGUACAAGCACAAGCUUGCUGCAAAGAACAUAGAGUUCAUAAAUAAUAAUGUAACAACGUUCCAAUCAACUGUUGACGAGGAAGGUUCGAUAGUAAAGAACACCACAUUCCAGACACCCAGGAAAAAUCAUCCAAAUUUGAUUUCUGAAAGAGAGGAACUCAUCCUGGGAAAGUCCAAUCGGAGGUCUAUGCAGUCUGGAAUAAAUAUGCAACAAGAGGUGAGCUCAUUGUUUGUAUCUUAUGUAGCUUGA